GAUUUCAGUAUCGAACCGGCUUUCUACUGCAACGGAUUGGAAAAAUAAUCUACAGCGAAAAGGCGAAAAAACGCACAAAAUCAUUUAGUACAUACAUACAUAUUUUUCUACUUAAUAUUUUUUUUUUGCAUACCCCCACCUUGAGAAAGGAAAAAAAAAAAGAUUGUAUGAAGUAGUUGUGAAAAAGGCCACCCAAUUACCUACUCAAACGAACGCCAUUUGUGUGAAUUAGCAUUUUAAUGUGAACCGUUUAAGCUUACGGUAAAAAUAUACAUACAUACAUAUGUACAGCACUUGCACUGUAGUUUUGAAAAAUUGUUGGGGAAAAAAUUUAUCAAUCAACGAAUAAGAAAUCAAGAGAAAUUGGAAAAAAAAUUAAUGAAUGAAAAUUUGAGAGCCCCUUAAAGUGAAAGGGUGCGCAAAACGUGAAAAAAGUGAGUGGAAAAAGUGAAUUGUGUUUGUUAAACGUAAAUUCAUACAUAUCUAUAAUCCACGACGCGGUGCUGCUUAGCACACCAAGACGCAAUUAAAUUUUCUUCAUAGUCCAAGUUUGUGUUGUAAUAUCUUUGUUAAAUUUUGUUUUGGCACGCGCAAGCCACAAGCGAGUGCUGUGGGAACGAAAACUCCUUCCUGCAGACGCAUAUACCAAGUCAGUCAGGCGAAUCGCGUUAAGUGCUCGUUAGAAAAAUCGAUUUCCUUGCAUGUGGAGUUUCAAUCCGAGACACAUUUUACAUUGAACACUGUCUGGGCAUUGCUGUGCGACGUACACACACACAACACAACAACGUAAGCCGUGAGACAACCAACUCAAUGUGUUGUCCUGCCGACUGGACAUACAUGACAAGCACAACAACUACAAUAAACAUAUCGAUGUCAUGGACAAAGACCCAGGAAAAAAUAAAGACCCACCCAUUGCAACAACAGCAGCAGCUGCUGUUGUGGGUCGAGCCCGUAAUACCAAACUGGAGGAGUAUGAUGCAGCACCUACGCCCAUUCCAGCUGCACGCACGCGGCGCCUAAAUCGCACAGCUGAUGCACCUUCCACCGCAUCGCCAACGUUUGAAACAGCUGCGCCGCAAGCCAGCUCUUUUGUUGAGCAGAAGGAGGAGGAGAAUGACGUACUAAGUGAACAGCUGGAGUCAUCGACAAUCACGCGCACGUAUACCUCGCAUAAAAUUAUACACCAUUCCACCGAGUUCCAUGAGAGUAGCUCCAGCUCGAGUUCUAUGCAAUAUGUUGCAGAGGAAGAGCUGGAUACGCCGACCACACCGUCACACCGCUUGCGUCAAAAAGUGGCUGAGUAUGAAAAGGUUUGGUCCUCGGGCGGCAGCCUUAAGCGUUCACCGGACGAAAGCGCUGAAGAGCUUCGUCGCGAAUUUGUGGAAACUUCGAAGCCAACUGCAGAGUAUACAAGCCACGAUGCCUUUGGCGCUGCUGAGCCGCUGGAUAAUCCUUUUGAUAUUGAUGUGCUGGAGAUUGAGAAACGUUUGCGUAGGGAACGGCAACGUGGGCUAGCUGAGGCCGAGGCUGCUAAACUGGCAUUCCAACAGGUGCAGCUACGUCAUACGCCACAAGCAUCGCCGCGUCGCGUGGAAGUGGAGGAAGACUACACUGCUGUGCCCUUUAAUGUGACACUACGCACGACUACCAGGUUAAGUCCAGGCGAUGAAUCGGAUUAUAUGGACGCUGAUGAGGCGCCGCCGUUAAGUCCCUUCAAUGUGACACUGCGUACGACGCAUCGCAUAGUGAAGAAGGAUCUCUCGACCAGCUCGCAGCAAUAUGAAGAGACCUCAUCGACUACUAGCAGCCCCUUUAAUGUUACACUACGCACAACAACGCGUCGCGCACAACCGUUUAAUCCAACCACUACUGGUGAUCCGAAAAGCGCAACUGCGCAAUUUUUGGAGUCCGAGAAGACAGUGCGUGAGCUGCAUGCUGUCGAUGGUGUACGUACCAUUGUAACAUCGUCCAUGACAAGUGAUGGGCGCAAGCACGAAGAGAAAAUAUUUCGUCACGGUGAAGGCUAUGUGUCACCACGUUGCUCACCGCAGCGCGAGAAUCGCCCGUUCUUUGAGUCCUCGGAAAGCGAGCGUGAAGGUUCCGUGCCACGCUCCGUAAGCGGACGCACAAGCGCGACGCCACCCCGCACUGUCGACAUGACAGCGGGUGGUCGCCGUAUACUAAUACGUCUGGAGGAUGAAACUAACGAAUCCAGCACACAUCACGAAAUCUACGACACUACUGACUCGGCGGUGCAAGCGCGCAUACGUCAAUUGGCACGCAGUCCAGACGGCGGCGGUGGCCAUGCUUCAGGUACAUUGUAUAACGUUGCGAUGGAAACGUCACCUGGUAACAUUGACAUUACGGUUGGUAGCACGCACCGCCACAACCACCACCAUCACCAGCAGCAGCUUCAUCAACAGCAAACGCAACCGAAACAGUCGGGCCAACGGUAUUACCAACAGCAACGGCAACGGCAGGAACAACAAAUGCAAACCGAAAGCAGUGUAGGCAAUAUGGUUAUGGAAACACAAAAACAAAAACAACAAGAGCAAGCAUAUCAUCAACAAGCACCAUGGCAAAUGACGGAAUCAACAACAACGCCUCCAAGCAAAGUAGUAAAAAUCAGUACACCAACAGGCGAAACCGCGACAGGACAAAUAGCGACUGGUACGACGCAUACGGCUAGUACAUUAGAGACGAGCCAAUCGCACGGUUCUUCCGCGGAAGAAUCGCAACGAGUUGUCAGCAGAAAAAAGAAAACGACAACGACAACAACAACAACGAAAGUGACCAGUAGUAAGCACGCGAGUGAAGAACGUAGUGAAUUAUAUGAGGAACAACAGCGUCAAGUUAAUGCCGGGAAGUCGCCGCGCCCAACCGGUUUAGCUUUAUCCGGUGCGAAUGUGCGUAUCGCCGGUACGACGAUUAGACAAUCGAAGGGCGAAAGCCCACUAAGAAGUGAACUAAGUGACGACUCAGAUACGGAGGGUGUGGCUGCCAAGGAUCUGGUUAUUGUGCCCACACAUGUGAAGCCAAGCCAGGCAGCAGCCGGUGUGAGUCAGAGUCACAGUCCGAGUUCAAGUGCAAGUGCAAUACAUACACCGACGACAAACCCCUCAACGACAACUGCCAGCAGUACUUUCGGUAAGAGUCUGACAGGAUAUCAGACACUACAACAACAAAGUACUCAAGACGAAUACCAAGAAUUCCAAUCUACAAUGGCAGCGAUUAAUUUCGCACGCAGUAACUCCCAAUACGACAGUCAUAUAAGGGAGAAAAGAGAGGAGCAAGAACGUGUGCAGAAGAAGACAUUUACCAAUUGGAUUAACUCGUAUCUCUCGAAGCGUGUUCCACCGCUUCGUGUUGACGAUUUAAUCAACGAUUUACGCGAUGGUACCAAACUUAUUGCACUCUUGGAAGUGCUAUCCGGCGAACGUUUGCCCGUGGAGAAGGGUCGCGUUCUACGACGUCCGCAUUUCCUCAGCAAUGCUAAUACAGCCUUACAAUUCUUAGCCAGUAAACGUAUCAAAUUGGUGAAUAUUAAUCCGGCAGAUUUGGUGGAUGGGAGACCACCAGUUGUGCUGGGUCUGAUAUGGACCAUCAUAUUGUACUUCCAGAUUGAGGAGAAUAGCCGCAACCUUGAAUAUUUGGGUCAUGGUAUUAGCGGUUCGGUUAGUUCUCUCGACAGCGUUGGCAAGACUGUCAGCGAUCAAAAGGCUGAGAAAUGGAAGCAAGGUGCUAGGAAGACACUGCUGAAUUGGGUUACCAAUGCCUUGCCAAAAGACAUCGGCAUUGAAGUAAAGGAUUUCGGCGCCAGUUGGAGAGAUGGUGUCGCCUUCCUAGCCCUUAUCGAUGCAAUCAAAGCAAAUUUGGUUAAUUUGGCUGACUUGAAAAAGGCCAACAAUCGUCAACGUCUAGAAACUGCUUUCGAUGUGGCUGAAAGUAAGCUGGGCAUUGCCAAAUUGUUGGAUGCUGAGGAUGUGGAUGUACCAAAACCGGAUGAGAAGAGUAUAAUGACAUAUGUGGCGCAAUUUUUGCACAAGUACCCUGAACCAAAAGGUGCCUCACGUGAUACAUCACACAUACAACAGGAAUUGGAUGAACUACGCCGUUUCCUGAUAGAAAAGACCACAGAAUAUGAGCCCAUGGUCAUGUCGAAUUCAUUCCCGCGUGAUUUCGCUGAAUAUCUGAUCGCACGUUCGGAGAUUGACGCCCACUUGCCGGUCUACAAUCGCCUCAAGCAAUUGAUGGAGAGUCAGAGCGGCUUCCUACAAGUGCCACGCCCGGUGUGGGAGGACAUAAAUGCAUUGUGGCAGCGUUUGCAAUAUCAAAUGAACUAUUGGCUGUGGUUGUUGGAUUCAGAGUUGCCAGGCGAAUUCGGUGUGGUCGGCAAGUGGCUAGCGGACGCUGAAAAAUUACUAAUGGACAAUGAGAUACCAAGUGCCAUGAAUGAGGAGACAGCAUCGGUGAUAAGUAGAAAGCUGGAGGAGCAUAAAUUAUUCUUUGCCGAUUUGCCACGUAUAAUGGCAAUGUUUGAGAAUGCCAAGCGUUCGCCAUUGGUGCAACAAGUGCCGCUUGAGCAGUUGCGCAACAUCGAACGCCGCCUGCAAGAGGUGGCGCCCAAGGCAGCCGAACGUAGAAUACGUUUAAAGUUCCUGGAACAUAAGUGCUGUCUCAUUGCUUUCCUCAAUUUGGUUGAGAACAAAAUGAAGGGUUGGACUGGCAAGUAUGGCUAUGAAGAGAAGGCCAGCCAGCAAUUGGAGCAAUACAAGAAUUUCGUAUCGCGCAACAAAAUUUUCCAAGAGUUCCAGAAGGCAUUCGUCGUCAUGCAACAAGUGGUGGACGAAUACAAGCGUGAGGGCAAUGUGCCGCGCAAAGACAUAACGGAAAUCGAUCGCUUCAUGUACGAGACCGAGGAGCGUUGGAAGCGUGUCUCUAUGGAGCUUAAGUGCUGCCAGAACUCACUGGAAGAGGUUGUGAGCUGUUGGAAGACCUGGAACCAGUUGGCGCCCACUUGUGAAGAGUGGCUCAAUUUGGCCGAAACUAAACUAUCGCGUACCGAAGAUGAACGCUUGGAGUUCUUCCAAGACAUAACCACAUGGAAGGAUAAAUUCGAUGCACUCGCCAAUGCAGCCAAUUAUUUGAUCGCUUCGUGCGAGGAUGGCAUCGCACACAACCUGCGCCAGAAGCAUGGCAAUUUAUCGGAGCGCUUCGAGCGCCUCUUUGCCAAUACCAAGCAAUACAUGCAUGCGGGUGACAUCAUACGCGCACGCAACGAAUACAAAUCCGGCAUUGAGAAGCUCUCACAAUGGCUGCGUCAUGCCGAGCAGUUGCUCGAACAGCGCCAAAUGCUCGGCAACACUCAACAGAUUACCAAAUAUGGCGAGGAGUUGCAAAAGCUGGCUAGCGAAAUUGAUGACAACGAGGAGCUCUUCAAGACGGUCAGCCGCAGUUUCCAGGGCCUCAUUCAGGACUUACCGCGCGAUGAGGUCGACAAAAUGAUGAAAUUACUCAAGCAGGAGAAGGAGUCGUUGGUGCGCAUACGCGCGCAAAUACCAGCCAAAUUGCAUCUCUUCCACCAGCUGCUCAUACAGCAGGAGUCGCUCGAGGCGGGCCAAAAAGAGAUACAUCAAUGGCUGAACGAUGCAGAGGCGCUGCUGAGCACGCAUGCACUCUCCGGUGGACGCGAUGCCAUAAGUGAGGAGUUGAACAAACACAAGACUUUCUUCUCACGCACCGUCUACUAUCGUUCGAUGUUGGAGAGCAAAAAUAAGGUUUUCCAGAAUCUGCUGAAGUCGGUCGCCGCCGAUGACAAUAUCGACACCUCGCAAACGGCGCACAACAUGCAACAGCUGAACGAGCGCUUUAACUAUGUCAUACAGAAUGCUGAGCAGUGGGAGCAGCGCUUGAAUAAUGCCUCACGCGGUUGGCACACCUUCAAGGAGAAUGAACGCGUCGUCAGCGAAUGGCUAACGCAAGCCGAAUCUAUGCUAAUCGAAAAACACAUAGAAUCGAAGACCGUAAUCGAGACACAAAAGUACUUCUUCGAAAACGUCAACGAGCGCUGGAUGCACAAUCUGGUGGAGUCGGCGCAGGACUUGCUGAAAACGCUGCCGGCGCAAGAGCAAAAGCCUGUAGUGGAUACGGUGGAGCAGCUGCAAGCGAAGUGGCAGAACGUCUUAGCGCAAGCGCCACUGCAUUUGUUGAAGCUCGAAUUCCGUCUUGACGAAUCGGCCUUCUAUCAGACGCUGCAAGAAGUCGAAAAGGAAUUGCAUUUGGAACAACAAGCUUUGAAUCGCAACGAAGAUAUCGACUCCAUACUCAAUCGCAAUGAGCAAUUCUUCCGACAGCAGGGACCAAUACCGCAAAUUGAGAAGAGCUUGCAGAAUAUGCAUCGCAUUAGUCAAGCAUAUGGUUAUCAAAAGCCGACUGACAUCAGCCUCGGUCAGUCGUAUGACAACGCUAAGCUGCAGUGGCAGCAAUUGUCGGGCAAAAUUGGUGAUAUGCGCGAAACUCUGCAGCAAAUACCGGCACAGUGGGACAGCUAUCAUGAGAAGUUCAAGGAGAUGGUCGAGUGGAUGAAUAUUGUCGAUAAGAGUUUGAAGAAUAUUGUGAAUGAAGUGAACAGCAUGGAGGAGUUCGAGAAGGAAAAGGUGGUCUUCCAGCUCAGGGAACUUGUGAAAAUCUGCCAGGAAGCAGAUAACAAAAGGGAGGACAUGAAAUGGCUGGUGAAAACGCUAGACUCCUUACUUAGCUACGCCAGCGAAGAUGAGGCAAAUCUCGAACAGAAGAAACUCGAAGACCUAAUUGCUCGCUACAAGAACCUCAUACCAACCAUCGAGAUAACAAUGGUGAAGACGGAGGUGUUCUCCAAGUGCUACACGUAUCGCCGCGAGGUGCACGAGGUUGUCUGUCUGCUUAGCAAAGUUAAGGAGCAAGCCACCAAUAUACCACCACCAGAGAGCCUUGAACGCGUCAACAAAUUAAUUGAAGAGCAACAAUACGCCAUUAGUCAGCUUGACCAUCAACGUCCACACAUAAUGUCGAUGUUGCAGCGUGGACGUGACUUGAGCAAGGAUGUGCACGCGCCGUCGUUCGUCAAUGUCGAGGUGAAGAAUUUGGAAAGCGGCUGGAAUGAGGCAUAUACCGAAACCGCCGACAAGCUGCAGUCGCUCAAGGGCACCCAGGCUGUGUGGAAUGACUUUGUCGAUCAGAAGAACGACAUCUUCUCCAUGUUGCAGACAGCAGAGACCGAAUUGCGUGCGCUGACACCACUUCAAACCGAUCCGAAAAAUGUGAGUCAAGAUUUGCAAGCCAAACGUGAGCUGAAUGUACAACUGCAGCAAGCCUCACAUCAAUUGCUACCCAAAUUGCAUCAUCUGAAGGCUGAGCUGGCACCAUUGGCCGCUGCCGAUAAGCGUCCCAUAUUGGAGAAGGAGGUAACUGAGGUCGAGAAGAUGUUCUUCAAUACCAUGGAACAUGUGAAGGAUCGUGUCGGUUAUUUGGAGGACUACAGCGCCAAGUGGAACAACUACAAAUCGCGCCUAUCUGAAUUGCAAGAAUGGGCUAACCGUGUGGCGCCUAAGAGUAUUGAGGCUUUGCAGUCCGAAGAUCUGACACCAGAAGAGCGUGUAGUGAAGGUGAACGCUUUCAAGGGUGUUCUUGGUGAACGCAUGAAACAGCUAGACAUAUUGGCGUCGGACGCAGCCGAGCUGGCACCCAAGGAGGGCAACAUAGCCGAGGCUAAACGACUGAAGGGCGAAAUCACCAAGCUGCAAGAAGUGCUGAGCGCAAUCAAUCGCAAUGUCGAUCAUCAAGCAAAGGCUGUGAAGGAGGAUCUGGUGAACUGGCAACAGUACCAAACUGGUUUGCAGCAAAUCAAACCGAUAGUUGAGGAGUGUGAAAUCAAGGUAAAUACCAUAGUUCCUAAGCCCCUUACACUUGAAGAAGCCGUUGCAUUGCAACAAAACGCCAAACAAUUCGAAACACAAUGCCUCGAGCAGUUAGACAGGCUCCAAGGCAUUUCAAACAUUAGUCAUAAAAUGCUGUGCAAAACCAAUGCCCCUGACGAAUUAGAUGCCAUGCAUUCCCGCUGGACAUCGGUUCAUGAAAAUGCCAAGCAAGCCAGUGGUAAGCUGGAAAAACUGGUAGCCAAUUGGAAAUCGUUCGAUGCCGACGCAUCGAAACUCGAAGAUUGGGUCAACAAAGGCGAGCAGGCGCUGGGAAAACGCCCGGCUGUGCUGAACACCCCGCAUGUCGAUAAGCUCGAAAAGGAGCUUGUCAAACUCAAGUCAUUCAACAAUGAAAUUUCCGAGCAGCAAGCAAAGCUCGUCGCACUCGGCCAGUCGGCCGAUCAGAUAAGCUUGCAUUUGGCGCCAGAGGGCGCUGUUGCGCUUAAAGAACGCGUAAACGGCAUGAAAGCUAAGCUGCAGAAGUUGUCCGAGGCGACACGCGCCAACAUCAACGAAGUGUCCGAUGCAAUUAUAGCGCGCCAAGAUUUCAAUGCCAAAAUGGUGAACUUCUCCAAUUGGAUGGAUCAGCUGCGCAACCAAGUGGCGCAAGUCGAAGAGAUUAAUCCAGAACGUGUGGAGACUAGCUUGCACGUCAUACAUGCCUUGAUGCAAGAACAUGCCGACAAGAAGCCCAGCUUCAAUGCAAUUUACGAUGAAGUUAAACAACUCUCGCUUUCCGCACCAGCCGAGGAGGCAAAGACGCUAAAUGACGCCUACACUUCGCUGGUUAUUAACUAUCAGAAUCUUGAAACCAAUUUGCAACAAAAGAAGAAUGCGCUCGAGAAGUGGACAGAGAUAUUGGGCUGGAAAAAUGAGACCGAAAGUCAUUUGAAUUACUUGAAACACCAGCUGGAGAAGCCCGAAGGCCCGAAGCCCGUGGAGCUUAACAAGAUCAUCAACGAGAUCGACACGAUAGGCAGCUCGGUGAGCUACUGGAAAGCGCAAGCCAAGGAGAUCGAUGAAAACCCAGCCAUACAACUGCGUGACGCUUUGUCGCGCAAGCCGCUGAUUGCUACACAGAUUGUCAAUGAUGUUGAAAACAAGUUGGACAAUUUGAGGUUACGUUCGCAGGCACAAAAACAACAGGCCGAACAGAUGAAUGUACGAAAAGAGAAAUUCCAAACGCUUGGCCAAAACUUCGGUCAGGCGCUGAUCGAUAAUCGCGCCAAACUGCAUAGCAUACUGCAACAGAAGCCCGGUUUGCAUAAUAUUGAUCAAAUUAUAGCCGACUUGGUGGCACUCAACGAAGUUAUCAAGGGACAAGCCGAACUGAAGGAUCGUUUGCAUGAUGAGGGUUCCUUACUGAUGCGUGAAGAUAUCGGCAGUAUGCCGGCCAUACAAGAAAGUCUUUUGUUCUUCGACAAAGACUAUGACACGCUGCAAAACGAGAUUGCUGAGCGCAUACAGAAGUAUAAUUUGAUCAGCCAGGCGCUGCGCGAGUACGCCGACACCAAGGAUAAGUUUGCGAAGGAACUCAAGAAGGCUGAAGAUCUUUUCAAUGCCAUACCACAGCAACCACGCGAUGAAGUCGAGUUGCAACAAGCCGCGGAAAAGACACGCAAGACAAUGGAGCAAAUACGCAAGUCCAAGACGAAUCUGGACGACCUCGAACGUCGCGGCAAUAAUGUGGCGAAGUUAUUUGAUGCCAUCGGUGAAGUUGUGCCACAAGAAAUUGCUAACGAUGUGAAGGCAGCCAAGCAGCAAUGGCAAGAUUUGCACGACAAGACGGCAAAGAAUGCACAUAUGUAUGAAACAGAGGCUGUCAUCUGGUCGCAAAUCGAAGACGCUAAGAAGGAGCUACUACCCUGGUUGACUGAGACAAAUCAAGGUCUCUGUGAUGCUGCCGAUAAUUCAAUAGAAAUUGAGUUCGGUCCUAUGCGUUUGACAAAGUUCCGCGCCGAACUGCCCUCUUAUCAGGUAUUGAAAAAUACCAUCGCGGAGAAGAGUCGCGAGCUUGUGAACGUCAAUAAUGGUGUUGAAAUUCCAGCACUUACUGAGCUGAACAAACUGCUGACGGCACAAUUCCAGGAGGUAGAUUCGAAUGCUGCGCGUCUGGAAGCAGUCACUUCCACCUUCAAUGAGCAGGAGCAAGACUUGCGCAAAAAGAUCAAGAACGCCGGUGAGCAAGUGAAUAAGCUGCGUGAGCAGCUCAUCAAAUGCGAUGACAUGUCCGGCGAGCCGAGCAAAAUCAUGGAGCGACUGCUGACAUGCCGCGAGCUGCGCGCCGAACUGGACAACAGCGCAAACGAGAUUGACAAUAUCAAGCAACGCAUCGACGAGAUGCGUGCGCAGUAUCCAACAUUCAGCGAAUCAAUCAUACCCAAGGAAUUGAACAAUGUGCAGAAACGAUUUGAGGCUGUCGAUACACAUGCAAAAAAGAUCGAGUCCUCACUGCUUCAAUUCCUCAAGAAAUUCCAUGCCGACAAGGUGGGCAUGCUGAAGCGCAUAAUCGCCACGCAGCGCGAGAAGGUGGCUUGGUGCCAGCCUGAGUCGACAAGUGACAAAUACAAUCUGGACGUUAAGCGUUCUUCACUGCUGGAGGUCAGCAAGGCAAUUGACGAUUGCCACAAGCGUAAUGCGGAAAUUGGCAAAUCCUUAGCGUUGCUGCAAGCCGUCGAAUCACCACAAAACCUCAAGGAUUUGCAAAAGGAUGCAGAGCUGUUGAAUGGUGAAAUGAAGGCGCUUCAAGACAAUUUCGACAAAAUCAAGAAUGUGCUGGAUGAAAAUGUAGACUUAUGGUCACAAUAUGAGCAAGCGAAUGAGGAGCUCUCCUCGUGGCUGCGCGACAUUGAAGGGCGCAUCAAAGCCGAAACGAGCAAUCAAGUUAGUGUACCAGACAUCGCAAACAAAUUGCAGGAGCUUGCGCUAUUGCAACAAGACAUAAAAGCGCAUGAACCGAUAAUGCAGAACUUAGAGAAGACAUCACAGUCGCUGAUGGCAAAGAACCCUGAAGCACGCAUUGGACAGUUUGUGACACAUCUGCUGCAGCGCUACCAAACUGUGGCGAAGAGUUUAGACAGCUACAUCGAUAAGGUGCAUAAUGCACAACGCGCCAAUAGCGACUUCGUGACAGCCGCAAAAGAUUUCAACGACUGGCUGUCCGAUGCCAAGAUUGAGUUCCAAGAGUUGGCGCGCAUGGGUUCGCCCGGUUCGUCCUCGGCCACCGCGCAGCAAUUGCAAACUGUUAAGAACUACCUGAAGACGUUCGACAAUGGCCAGCUACUGCUGAAUAAUGCCGUUGAUAUUGGUGAAGCGCUAUAUCCCGUUGUGACGCCUGAGUAUCGUGAGAAGAUACGCGCCGAGCUACGUGGCAUACGCGAAAACUACGACUACUUGCGCGACGAAGCCAACGCGCUCUUACAACAGAUUGAGGCAGUCUUGAUACAGAAGACAUCCAUCGAGGAGAGUUAUACGCAAGUGUCGCACUACCUCAACGAUUCUAAGGCCAAAGUGGCCGCAGCCGAUGAACUCUACCCCACGCUGGCUGCCAAGAAGAGCGCCUUGCAGAACUACAAGACACAGCUGCAAGAGAUUACAUUGCAUAAAAAUGCGCUGAAGCAGCUACACGACAAAGCUGUGACGCUUUGCGACGACGAAUCUGAGCGUAAGACCGAAGAGUCGAUUGAAGAAUACAAUGGCUUGUCCAAGAAAAUCGCCGAACGCAUCAAUGUUGUAGGUGACCAAGUGGUCAAGCAUGAGGCAUACGAUCAGGUGCUGGAGAAGGCACAAGAUUGGCUGAACACCAUCAAGUCAGAGGCUAUAGACAUUUUGAAUGAGACCACAUUUGAGAAGGAAGGCGCUGAAGAAAAGUUGACUGUGGUUGAGAAUCUGCUGCAGCACAAACCCGAAGGCGACUCGAUAUUCGACACAUGUCAGCAGCUACUACAAACUGUGCUCACACAAACACAUCCAAGCGGACAUCCAGCUUUGUUGCGUAGCUUUGAAGAACCAAAGAAGUCAUGGGAUGAAUUUAUGACGCUGUGUCAAGAUUCGCUCGUCAAACUGAAGCAGCUUUGCUCGAAAUGGGAUGAGUUUGAAUCUAUUAUCGACGAGAUUGACAACUGGAUGAAAGAUGUUGAGAACGUUGUAAAGAAUCAGAGUCUAAAGAGCACGGCUGGCACAAAGAAAGCGCAUUUGGCACAGCUGCAAAAGAUUGCCAAGGAUAUCGAUCAACGCGCUUUGUCCAUCAACGAUCUACUCGACCAGGGUCGUGAGAUCGAGGGUGAAACCGAUUUGAACCUGAAAUUGUCGCGCAUCAACACACGCUAUCAGACUUUGAAAAACCUCUGCAAGGAGUCCAUUGCGAAGUACGCCAACUACGCCAAAGACCAUGAAACCUUCGAUGCCGACUAUGAAGUGUUCAAGAAGGAUCUACAGGAAUGCAUUGAAAAUCUGGCGCAAAACGCCGAAAUUGUUGGCGAUCAGAACAUUUUGCAAGAACAUCAAAACAAACUGCGCGAAAUGGCUGAUAAACGUAUCAACGACUCAACAGCCUUUGAGAGUUUGAUCGACCGCGGUGAGAAGCUCUACGGACACACCAGUCCCGACGGACGUGAGAUCAUACGCCAACAGUUGCGCACGCUGCGCACCAUGUGGGACAACUACUCCGAUGAUCUGAAUGCGGCUACGCAAAAGAUCGAUCACUGUCUGCAACAGUUCAACGAUUUCAAUAUCGCCAAGGAUCAGUUGACCAAGUGGCUGAAAGAUGUUGACAAGGCGAUGCAGAGUCACACGGAACCGAAGACUACGCUGCAAGAGAAGCGCGCACAAUUGCAGAAUCACAAGUUGCUCCAUCAGGAAAUCACGACACACAACGUUUUGGUGGACAACGUCUGCGACAAGGCGCAGGUGCUGAUCGACCAGAUCAAGGACAAUACGCUGAAUGUCUAUCUGCAGUCCAUCAAGCAGCUGUUCAACAGCAUUGUGCAGAAAUCUGAAGAGAUACUAAACAAUUUAGACAAGUGUGUGGUGGACCAUACAGACCUAAACAACCAAAUUGCAGCCGCAAAGACUUGGAUCUCUGGCGAAAAGGAGAAAUUGUUGGAAUGCGAUGACGCUUAUGGCGAAAAGGCUGACAUCAAACGCAAGAUAGAGACACUGGUGCAGCUGGCUCAAAGUAAACCGCACGCGCAAAAGUUAAUCGCGGAAAUACGUGAACAGUACGAGAAGGUGAAAGCGACCACUUCGGAAAGAGGUAACGAGAUACUUGAAAAAGAGAUCGAUGAGCUGGAAACUACAGUCAAAAGUCACUUCGAUGAUAUCGAAGGCAUCGAAGGUAAGCAAAAGGAUGUACUACAACAAUGGAAUGACUUCGAGCGCAAACUUGAAGAGCUCACUAAGUGGUGUCGACAGGCGGAAGGCGUCUUCCGCGAACAGCAACUGAAGUCCACAUUGCACGAGAAGGUGGAACAGUUGGAGAAAUACAAAAUCCAACGCGAUCUCAUCUUGCAGAAGGAGAAAGAGAUUGACGCAUUCGCUGAUGCGGCGCAUGCUCUAUUGAACAACUGUGGCGCGGAACGUCUCAAGACGCUCACUACACAGAUCACCAACCGCUACCAGCUACUGCAAGUGCUGAGCAAAGAGGUCGUCAAUCGCUGGUCGAACUUGGUGGACGAUCAUCAGAUCUAUCAAGACAAGUACAACGAAGUUGAUUUGUGGUUGCAGCCGAUUGAGCAACAAUUGGACAACGCUUUGAAGAAUGAACCCUCUCAAGCUGCAAACAUCUUGCAAGUUCUACUCUCUGAGCGCGAACAAGCUGAAGCGCUCUUUAGUGCGCUGAAUGCAGCCGGUGAAAAGGCGUUGCCUGAAACCUCCACUGAGGGACGCGAGAAGAUACGCAAAGACUUGCGUGACAUACACGAACGCUGGGAUAAAUUAGACGAAGGCAUACGCAAUCUGCAGAAGCGACAAGAAGCACAAAGUGUGCAACUAUCGAGUUAUCAGGACAUACUCGGACAGACGCUCAACUGGUUGGACCAGGUAGAAAAAGUGUUACAAAAUGAAAAUCCCAGCACUUGGACCAGCGCGCAGGAAAUACGCUCGAAAUUGUACAAGUACAAAGCCACUACGCAGGAUAUCAAUUCGCACAAACGCAUCAUUGAGGCUGUGAAUGAAAAGGCUGCUGCACUCUUGGAUGGCAGUGCGCCCACAAAUGUCGAUGGAAUCAAGGGCGCCAUUGCUGAUGUUAACAAACGGUAUGAAAAAGUUGCUGUCGAUUGCGCCACACUGCUUGGCCAACUCGAAGAGGCAUUCGAAGUGUAUCAGCAGUUCAGCGAAUUGCAAAAAGCGCAACAAGAUUAUCAAAAGAAUCUGUGGGACCGGCUGACCGGCUACUCAGAUUACUCCGGCAACAAGCCAGCCUUACAAGCGCGCCUAAAUAAAAUAUCCGAAAUACAAGAUGCCUUACCCGAGGGCGUUUCUAAACUGCGAAACCUCUCCGCGCACAUUGACGAGAAAGCCAAGUUGCUGCCAGCGCGCUCGAAGGAGGCAAUGUCGCGUGACUUAGCCAACUUGCACGCCGACUUCGAUAAGUUUAGCGCUGCGCUAAGCGAUGUGAAGAGUGGCUUGGAGAAUCGCCUGCAACAAUGGAGUGACUACGAACUCAACUUGGAUCGGCUGAUCAACUGGCUGAGCGAAGCUGAGAAUGCGCUCAAGAAUUACAAUCCCAAGUCGACAAUGGAGGAGAAGGAAGAGCAGUUGAAUCGUUUCCAAUCGUUGAUGCAGAAUUUGCGUCAAAACGAAAUCGAGUUUGAAAAAAUGAAAGACGACUCAUCGGAGCUGAUUCAAAGUUCGGGUGAGACCAGAAUCGCCGUUAAUGUACAACAAGUUACUUCACGCUUCCAGUCGAUACAAGCGACCACUAAGGAGAUACUCAAGAAAUGCGAACAAUCUGUGUACGAACAUCAACAAUUCAAUGAGAAGUACAAGCAAUGCGCUAAUUUCUUGGCAAAUGCGCAAGCAAAGUAUGACGACUCCAGCGAUCUCUCGCAAGUGGGUUCGCGCGAUGAUUUACUUAAAAAGCAAACUGCAAUCCAAGAGUUAUUGGCACAGCAGCCCAAUGCUUUACUGAUAUUGAACAGCACCAUCGAAGCGGGUGAGAAGUGCUAUGCGUCCACGGCCACAGAAGGACGUGAAGCCAUACGCGUGCAGCUGUCCGAAUUGCAAGAGGCCUUCGACAAGCUUUACGACAAUGUGACAAUCACCUCCAGAAAGAUACAAGACAAAAUGUCCAAAUGGUCUGGUUUCGACGAAAUUGCCGAGAAAUUGCAGACUUGGUUGGCUGAAGUCGAGAAGACGCUGCCAGCUGAGAUCGAAUUGAAAACCACUUUGGAUGAGAAACGUGCAAAACUGCAAUCCUACCGCGAUGUGCUCAACGACCUCAAUAAUCACCAAGUUGAGGUGAAGAAUCUGCAAGAAAUUGCUAGCAACUUGCCAGAGAAGAACGAUCAUGUCGAUCAAAUAACUAAAGAGAUUGCUGAGCAAUUCGGCAAAUUGCACAAGCGCGCGCAGAACUUCGUCGAGCGCUACGAGGCUAUUGUGAGCGAUCACCAGCAGUACACUAAGGCCGUGAUGGAGGCACAAGAGUACAUCGAGGCCACGCACAACACCAUUGAUUACUGGGGCGAUUUGGAUUUGGAACAGGUGUCGUUGCAUACAAACUUGGACCGCUUGAAGAAUCUGAAGGACAGCUUGGCUGAUGAGUUCCCGCGUGUGGAUCAAGUGCGGGCCUUGGGUGAGAAGGUCAUACCAGGAACAGUCGAAAGUGGACAGACGAAUAUCAAGUCACAAAUCGACACUACCCAACAAGAGUGGGAAGGCCUUAUCGCCGCCAUCACGUCGACAAUUGAAGCUAUCGAGAAUAGGCUGCAACAAUGGGCGGAAUAUGAGCAGCUACGCGAUCAGUGCUUGGCUUGGAUACGCGAAUCUGACAACAAGCUGCACGCCAUUGACUUGAAGCCCACGCUAAAUGACAAGAAGGCGCAAUUGGAGGCGCUGAAGAAUCUGCAGGGUGAGAUGCGCGCCAAGGAGCUGGAAAUUGACAGUGUUUCCGAGAAAGGCCAAACGUUGCUUAAAGGCGCGUCCAGCAUGCGCUCUUCGGGCCCAGAACUAACGACGAAAUAUCAGCAGAUCUUCCAUAAAGUGAAAGAACUCAACAACCGCUGGCAACAGUAUGUUACUUCGCAUCAAGAAUUCGACAAUGCCGUCUCUGAGUGCGGCACCUGGAUCAAUGGCAUCAAAGAUAAAUUGGACUACUGCGCCGAUAUGUCCUCCAUGAGUCAGAAGGAGUUGGAUAAGAAAUUAGCAACCAUACAGGACAUCAUACUACUAAAGGAUGAGGGCUCCGCGAAAGUACUCAGCAUUGUUGAGUUGGCGCAGAACGUGCUGGCCAAUACAGCACCAACCGGCCACGAAGCGAUCAACAAAAAGUUGGCAGAUCUGCAAGAGCUGUGGUCGAAUAUUGCAUUGCGUAUUAUCGACGUGAAAGCCACACUCGAUGACUCGAUUACACAGUGGUCCGGUUUUCUGGAACAGGUACAAAACGUACGCAAAUUCAACGAAUGGCUGGAGAAUGUGCUCAAAGAGCUUGCUGAACAUCAAACCACAAUGCCUGAGAAGCGCGCACAGCUCGAUCGCGUGAAGGCCACCGAAGAGAAGGUGCGCAUGGAGAAGAUUGAUGUGGAUGCAUUGAAAGUGCAGGCAAGAGAAAUGAUUGCUAGCGGCCAACAAAGUCAGGCCGCCUACCAAGCACAAAAGGUGCUCGACACUUUCGAUGAACUCUGUGCGCGCAUACAGAAGCUGCUCUCCGAUCGCCAUGAUCAGUACAGAGAUCACAGGCUCUACAAGGAAGCCUAUGACGAUCUGGUAAGUUGGAUAAGUCGCGCGCGCGAGAAAUUCCCCUCCCUUAAGCAGAGCAGCCUCAGCGACAAGCUGGCUAUUGAAAAUUUAGUGCAGGCCACUGAAGCUAUGCUGAAUAAGCAGGCGCAGGGUGAAUUAUUAGUGGAACAUUUGGUGCACACUGGCGAGGUUGUGCUAACCAGCACGUCGCCGCAGGGUCAAGAGAUCAUACGCAACGAUAUACGCGCUCUUCGCGACAGCUUCGAGUCGCUCUUCCGUGAGAUCAACCAGCAGAAGGAGAGCUUGGAGGUGACUAUGACGCAGUGGCGUGCUUACAAAGACGAAUACGAGCGCCUAAUCGAAUGGCUGCAACAAAUUGAUAUAUUGGUCAAGAAUCACAAACUAAACUUGUCACCCAGCUAUCCGGAAAAAGAGAAACAGGUGGCGGAUAUGCAAGAUGUUAUGUCGCGCCUGGAAAAGGGCAAAGAUGAUAUCGAUAAAUUCAAUGCCUCCUCCGCGGGCCUACUAAAAUCUCACUUGGAGUCUUAUGUGACGAACCAACUGCGCCAUUUGAACUCAAUGUACCAGGUGCAAGUAAAUCUUGCUAAGGAUGUGCUAAAGAAGGUUGAAACUAACCGUGAUCAACAUCGUGAAUACAACGCUAACUUGAAGGCAGCGCAGGAUUGGAUUGAUUCAGCGAAGGAAACCAUACGCGAGGCUAGUGACUCUUCUAGCGCUGGCUCGAAAGAGCUGCUGCAAAAGCGCUUGGAGAAGAUUCAACAGCUGAUUAGUAAUCGUGAAGUGGGACAGAACUUGGUACACACAACGAUCAACAACGGUGAGAAGGUGGUAAGAAACACGCGCUCCGAUGGACGUGAUGCCAUCAACAAUGAAAUGAAGGAGCUGCAGAAUGACUGGGACAGGCUGGUGAAGAAAAUGUCCACUGCUAAGGUGCAGUUGGAGACAAACCUGUUACAAUGGGCCGACUAUAGCUCGAGCUACUCACAAUUGCAACAAUGGAUUAGCGAUCGCGAGUCCAAGUUGCAACAGGCAUGCGAGCAGAAGAUUGUAAAAUCGAAGCGCGGCCAACCUGGUUUAACAUCGGGCUUGAGCGAGCGUAAAGCUAAUUUGCGUCAGACCAACAAUAUUGUGCAGGAUAUAGUCUCCUUUGAACCGAUGAUACAAUCGGUUGCCUCGAAGGCGUCCGACCUACAACAGGGAGCGCCAGCCUCCGAGAUAUCGUACAAGUAUGAGACUCUCACAAAGCAGGCCAAGGACUUGUAUGAGAAGCAAAAGAAUACAAUCGACCAAUACCAAUCGCUCAUUGAUGCAGGCAACGAGUUCGCUGCUUGGCUGCGCAGUGCCAAAGAGCGCCUCAGCAAGUGUUCCGAGCCCACAGGCGAUAAGCAAGCGCUGGCCGAGAAGACACAUCAGCUGAAGAUAUUGCAAAGUGAGGUGCCUGAGGGGCAAAAGAAGCUGGAAGCGGUGCUGACGCAAGGCGAAAUCGCUUGCCACAAUGCCGAGCCCGAGGAUCGUGAGAUCAUUGAAGAGGAAGUGGCGCUGUUGCAAGAGGAGUUCGACGCCUACGUAGAGGCGUUGAAGAAGGCCAAGGACUACUUGGAGGUUGGCAUUGUCAAGUGGUCAGAUUACCAAGAUCAAUAUACCGAAGCGCUGGAAUGGCUCACGAAGACAGAAGCAUUGGUGCAGUCAUACAACAAAUUGCAGGAUAGCUUGGCGCGCAAAAAGGUGGUACUGGAAGAGUUCCAAGGUCACUUGCAGACACUGUUCGAUUGGCAGAAAACACUUGAUCAUUUGAAUAUGAAAGCGCAGAUGCUGCUGGAAACCUGCUCCGACACGCGUGUCAGCAACGCCAUCAUGCAGUUGACAACCAAGUACAACACGCUGCUAACGCUGGCCAAGGAAGUUAUGCGUCGGCUGGAGUUGCACUACCAAGAGCACCAACAGCACCGCACCCUGUACGAGGAAUGCCAGUCGUGGAUUGAGAGCACACGCGAAAAGCUCGCCGAUUGCGCACAGAUACCGGGCACUUUGAAUGAGGUGCAAAUCAAGCUGAGCACUGUUAAGAACUUGCGUCAAGGUUUUGAGUCUGGGCAGAAUAAGCUACGCUAUUUGCUGGAGCUCAAAGAGAAGGUGAUUAUGAAUACCGAACAGAGUGGCGCCACCAAGGUGCAAGAAGACACCGACGCUUUGAAGCAAGACUUCGACCAAUUGCUGAUUGACAUGAACGAUGUGCGCCAAAAAUUGGCGAAUCGCCUAGCGCAAUUAGAAGAGGUUUACAAAUUGCAUAAGCUGCUCACCGAAUGGCUGGAGGACAUAGAGCCCAGCGUCAAGGCGAGCGAUGACUUCUUGAAUGAUUUAAGCGAAAAACGCGCCGCGCUGGAGAAAUUCCGCGCCAUACAACGGGACAUCAACGGCCAUAACGACAUUGUCGAGAAGAUCAAUGCGCGCUUGAAUGAAGACAACAGUCUGGACCCGAACGAUUUCCGUGAAGGUCUCAAUAAAUACGAAAACUUGCAGGAGACUGUUGGCAAGAUUAUCGAAUCACUCGAGAACCAGGUGAACAAUCACGACAAAUACAAGCAGGCAUUCAAUGAAAUACAAGAUUGGCUACGCCGCACACGUAUCGAAAUCGAACAGUGCGCCGAUUGCCAUGGCGAGAAGGUGCAAGUUGAAGAUCGCCUCAAUAAGUUGGGUGAUAUUGGCGCUUCAAUGGUGGAAGGCAAAUCAAUGCUCGAUGCCUGCGAUGAGCUGAGUCAAGCUGUUAUUGCGACCAGCGGUAGUGAGGGACAAGAUGCGGUGUCGCAGGAAGUUAAACAACUUGUCGCCGAAUGGGAAGCGCUGCAAGCGAUGUUGCGUGAUGCGCGCGCCAAUUUGGAGAGUUGCCUUUCACAGUGGAAUACGUUCUUGCAGAAUUUCAAUAAAAUCAACAAAUGGAUUGAUGAUAUUAGCAAGCGCGUGGCUGCCGCCGCCGAAGCUGAGAAUAAAACACCCGACGACUUGGCAUAUGCCAAGAAUUUGUUGGAAGAAGUUUUGGCGGAAAAAGACAAUGUGGAGGACUUGAAUGACGCUUGUGAAUUGCUUAUGGAACAAAGCGCCUGCACGCGCGUUCGCGAUCAGACUGUCGAAACACAGGCCAACUACACCAAAUUGCUGACAUCAGCACAAGGCCUUGUUUCCAAGAUUGAAAAGAAUCUAUCUGAUCACACCGAAUUCCUGAACUACAAGAAGGAAAUGGACGCCUGGAUUGAGAAAGCCCAACAGAUAUUGGAUGGCUGCACUGCAGAUGGUGAUGUUAGCGAAAUAGCCCAACAAUUGGAGACUGUCAAUUCGCUUGCAUCUCGGCUUCCCGAAGGCCAACACCUUCUCGGCAUGGUACAAGAUGCCUACACGAAAGCUUCGAAUGUGACACCCGAAGGCAAGCAAGAGAUUUUGCGCGACCUAAUGACCAAAGUGCGUGAGGACUGGGAUGCUUUGGGCCUGGCUGUCAAGCAGAAGUUGACCGACCUGAAACAAGCACAAAAUCGCUGGUCAGACUUCGCCAACAAUCGCGAUAAGCUCGAGAAGUGGCUAACUGAUACAGAAAAGACACUCAAAACCGCACCCGAUACUAAGGGUGAAUUGAGCGAAAUGAAGACGCUGCUCGAACGCUACAAAACGCUGCAGAAUGAAAUUAAGCAGAAAGGUGGCGAAAUUGAAAAUCUGUUGGGCGAAGCUAAAGGUUUGGGCACUGAAGUGGACGCUGUGCAUCAAAAACAGGCGCGCUGGGAGAAGGUGAAGAACGAUUGCGCUGCCUACAUUAAGGGUCUGGAGAACGAAAUGGCCGACUAUAAUGCCUAUCAUCAGAGCUUGCAGGACAUUGAAAAAUGGUUGCUGCAAAUUUCCUUCCAGUUGAUGGCACACAAUUCGCUCUUCAUUUCGAAUCGUGAACAGACCGAGGAACAAAUCAAGCAACAUGAAGCUUUGUUAGAUGAAAUACAAAAAUACCAAGCCAACUUGGAUGAUUUGAAUGCGAAGGGACAGGCGCAAAUUAAACGUUACGCCCCAACGACCCCAGCCAUACGCGAUACGGUCGAAGAACAAUUGAAGAAUAUUCAGGAAAGCUACAAUUCAUUGUUGCAAACUUCUGUACAAAUCAAGAAUCGCUUGCACGAAUCGUUGGCCAAGUUCAAGGAGUAUGAGGAUACAUUGGACAGCAUUAUGCGCAAUCUGGAGGCCUAUGAACCGGUUAUACAGAAUGAGCUUGAUGCGCCGGCAACCAGCUUGGAAAUUGCGCAACAACAAUUGAAGUGUGCUCAGGACCUACAAAACAAGCUGAACAACGAAAAGUCGCGUCUUGCAGCUGCUGUACAAGCCUGCGAAGCAGCCACUGCUUCCAUCAGUCGCCCCAGCUCACCGCUGGAGACUGCCAUGCAAGCCAUACCCGAACGUGAGCUUAUUGUGCGCGCAAAACUGGAAGAUUUGCUGGAUCAGAUGCCGAGCAACCAAGAAGUAUUGCACUCAAGCAACAUCACCGCUAAGGCUGUUAGCGAUGUUGAACUACAAGAGACUAAUAACGCUCCGCAUGAUCCAGCUGCUCAAGAGCGUUUAAAUAGAAAAUUAUCACGCUCUAAUAGCGAGCGUGUAAUCAAGCUUAAUACAUUAAUCACUAAGGUACAAUCCCACUUGGGUGGAUUGACCGCUUCAGUGAGUGAGUUAGAGCAACAACAGAAACAGCGCGCUGAGCUUCAAGAUUGGGUUAAGAGGCAGCAAUCAACGGUUAGCGAUUGGCUAACACGACCAUGCAAGUUGCGUCCCGAAGCAGCCAAGCAGGAAUUGGUUGCCAUGAAUGAUUUGUUGAACUCCAUUGGAGACAAGCGUUCACAGCUGAUGUUGGAAAUGACUGGAUCAUUGGCCGAAGAAGACACCGAUCUCGACGAUAACCUCGACAAGCUCGAGUCCGAGCUGAUGGAUGCUAUCGCCAAGAAACAAGCUGGCCAAAACGAUAUCGAUAGUUACCGUCAAGGUGUGCAAGAUGUACAGAACUGGUUUGACUCGCUCAUCAAGCGUAUGGAUGUGCUGGACAAGGGUUCUGGUUUGAAUUGUGGCCAAAAGGUGGCUGCCAUCAACGAAAUCAAGAAGGAAUUCGAAGAUCAAGGUCCCAACAAAAUACAAGAGUUGAAGGGCAAGGCAGCGCAGGUAGCUGAAGCGAUUAGCAAUUUGGAUGGCCAACAGGUGGAAGAGCAAAUGAAAUCAUUGGAUCGUCGUUAUGCUGAUCUUGGCAAACGCAUCGAUCGCAAGGCACAACUGCUGGAUGUCACCAAUAAGGGCGUUGAUGGCGCUAAAAGCGAAAUCGAACAGCUACACAACUGGGUCAAAGACAAGAUACAAGAGCUACAAACACCCACGGCCAUGGGUUAUGAACCCAAAGCUGCAGAAUCGCGCCAACAGGCAAUCAAGGGCAUUAUGAAGGAAGCUGAGGCGAAGAAAUCGCAGGCUGAUGCUUUGGAGAAACGCAUUGCCAAUAUGAAACCCGAACUGGAACCUGUCGAAUACGCGCAACUUGAGUCUGCCUUGCGACAGUUGAACUCCGAGCAAAAGAAUCUCUCCGAGGUGUUGAAGAGCGAGUUGGAACGCGCAUUGGAUGCGUCCAAGGCACGCAAGGCGCUCGAGGUUGAUUUGGAGAAGGCGCGCGCUUGGCUGAAGUCGAAGAUUGCCGAAGUGCGUAAAUUGCCGGUGUACCAUCCACUGCCAGCGGCUGAAAUCGAAAAGCAAAUACAAGAGAACAAGAAGUACGACGAUGAAGCCAAACAAUUCAACGAUUCCGUGUUGAGUGAUGUACAGCGGCAAGCGGCAAAUAUAAUGAAGGACUGCCCGGAGGCGGAUAGAGUAGCUUUGCAGAAAAUACUCGACGAAAUCGCCGCCGACUAUCAAACGCUGAAAGAUGAGAGUGGUAAGCGUGCCAACGCUUUGAGUGAUCUGCUGCAAGGACGCAAGUCCUUCGAGGACGCCAUGAAGAACAUGGGCGAUUGGUUGAGUGAAAUUGAAACGGCAACAGCUGGUGAGUUACGCACCACCAGUGUGCCAGUCUUGGAAGAGCAAAUGGCGCACUACAAGAAAUUGCUGGAUGCUGCUGAGGGCAAGGCUGGCUUGUUGAAUAAUGUUGCCGAUCAGGGCAAGGCCAUAUUGCCCACGCUCAGCAAUCCUGACAAACUGAAGCUGAAUGACGACAUCAAGAACUUGAAAGAUCGUUAUGGCAAAGUAACACAGCAUAUUAAGGAUCGUGUCAGCACGCUUGCGGAUCAUAUCAAGAAAUACAAGGAUGCCAAGGCCAAAUUGGCUGAUUGCAUGCAAUUCCUCAAUGCCAUACAGCAACGCUUGCGCGAGUUGAAUAAACCAAUCGGUGCAAAGAUCGAAGACGUUCAAGAUUUGCUCGGCGCCUAUGAGGGUAUACUCAAGGAGCUGAAGGAUAGCAAGAGCAAGAUGGGCGACAUACAAAUGGAUGACUUGCCAGAGUUGCAGAGCAUAUUGCAGCAACAGGACGAUAUGAUCAAAUUGAUUGAAGAUCAAUUGGCGCACCUGCGUCAACUGCUGCUACUGCGUGAGCAGUUCAUAGCGCUGAUCAAUGAGAUUAUCGCCUUCAUUAUGAAGUACACAGAUGUUAUAAUCGACAUAGAGAAUUCGCCCGACAGCUUGGAGGACAAAAUCAACAAGUACGAUGAUGUCAUCGUCAAGAUCCAGGAAUGUGAGGGUCUACUCGCUUCCGCUAGCGAUAAGGGACAGAAAAUUGCCUCCGAGGGCUCAGCUGCCGAUAAGAAUAGCAUUACUGAACAGCUGCAGUCGCUGAAGAAUCAAUUGCAGAAUCUGCGCAAGGCUGUCGAGUCACAGCGGCAGAAGCAUCAAGUGCAGCUGGAACACCAUCGCAAAAUGGCUGCCGAACUCUCGGAAAUACUCGAUUGGUUGCACAAUAAUGAGGCGUCUGCCAAGUCACGUCCGCUGUUGGAUCGCGACCCCGAGUCGGUGGAACAUGAAAUCCAAAAACAUCAUAAGCUGCGCAAUGAAAUUCAGUCAUAUCUCGAUAAAUUCAACAAAAUCAAUGACAGCGUCAAAACCGAGGUGGGCAUGCCCGGCUCAUUGGUGGAAAUGCUUUCCGAAGGUCGUUCGUUGGUCUCCUCACUGCCACAAGAGCUUGAAGAUCGCGAAAAGUACUUGAUCAAUAAUCGCGAUUCACGUCUUGAAUACAUGAAAUUGGUUGCGAAGUUCAACGACUGGGUGCACGAAGCUGAGACACGUCUUCAGAAUAGUCAACAUGGCAUCGAUUAUGAAAAUCUCGUACAAGACUUGGAGGAGCACAAACUCUUCUUCGGCAAUGAGACCCCAAUCAAAAAUUUGGUGCAUAAACAAAUUCAAGAAGCAGCCGAUAAAAUCUGGCCGUCUCUGAGCAAUUUCGAACAGUCGGAAUUGUCACGCGAAUUGGCACAAUAUCAAACGAAAUUAGCAAACACUUUUGCGUUGGCGAAAUCACAGCAAGGCGAAUUGGAGAAGGAGGUCGAGCGUUGGCGUGAAUAUCAACAAUCGGUGGAACGCGUUAAGGCCACCAUUGAACGCAGUAAAUUCAGCGAUGAACCAGUGCAGAAUUUGGCCGGUCUUCACUUCAACAUACAGAAGUUGACACACGCCAUUGGCAAUGUGCAGAGUCAAACGAGUGACAUCACACUCGCCAAUCAGCAAGCACAAGGACUUAUACGUCAAGCGGACGCUCGUAAUCGUCAGCUGAUUGAACAGGAUAACGCUGCAUUGAAUCGUUUGUGGAACGAAUUGAUUAAAGGUCUGGAGACACGUCGCGAUUCAUUGCAAAGUAUUGCCGAACGUUGGGACGAUUUUGAGAAUCGCUUGCAUAGCUGGGAGAAGGCAAUUAGCCGUUUGGAAGAUAAAUUCCGCAAUGUCGACCCAGUAGUUAGGUCGCGUCGUCAUUUGGAAGAUACGAAGAAUGCCAUCCAGGAAAUACUCGCCGAAUCUGAAGAACUUAAAUCAUCACAUAAAGAGAUUGAGACGCUCUCAAAAUCAAUCGUCACAUUCCUUGGGGAAGUUCACCAACCCACAUCGCAGGCCCUACAGGCCAAAGUGGAUAACUUAGUACAGCAGCAAACAAAAUUAAACGACACCCUACGCGAAAAGGAUCGUCAGGUUGGCAAGGAUCUCGAGGAGAUCGAACAGGUCUUCCAUAGCAUCUCGGAGCUGCAAGAUAAAUUCAACGCUCUACUCGAGCAGAUACAAGAAGUGCACGCCUACGACGAACAUAUCGAAGCCAUUGAAAAGUCGCUCAACAAUUUGCAACAACAAGUUGGUAAGACAGUUGAGGCCAGCACCCAACUGAUCGCCAACACCAAGGAACACUAUCUGAGCAAACAAAAUUUGGUACCAAGUGAUAUUGCACAGGAGUUUACAGCAUUAGAGUUGCUCUCCGAGCGUGUACAGGGCGCCAUGGAAACGAAACAAAAGGAAUUCAAGCGAGCCAAGACUGUACGCACCGAAUAUCUGAGCGGCGUGGAUGAAAUCCAAAGAUGGCUGCGUCAAGCGGAAGUGCAAGUGCAAGAUCGUACACUCGCGCCAGCGCAAAUGAAGGAAUUGUUGCAUUGUAUCAAUCAGGAAAUCACCGGCAUUUAUGAGCGUUUCACAAUGGUUAAGACAAAUGGACAACUGAUUAUCGACAAUUGUCGGAAUAGUAAUGAGAAACUGCUCGUACAAUCGACGAUCGAUCAAUUGGCACAAGAAUUGGGACAAGUACGCUCAUGGUUGGAUGAGAAGAAGCAACAAGUCGGUGAUAGUUUGGAUGCAUGGACGAGAUUUAUGAAUUUGUAUCAAAUUGUGAUGGCGUGGGUGGCCGAGAAGCGCACCUUCCUCGAUCAGACAAUCGAAUUGCGUACACUGCCCGAGGCGCGUAACAAACUCAACGACUAUGCAGCGGCUGUGAAGAGUAUUAAACCGAUUGUGAAGCAUUUGAGCGAAAUGGAUAAGGAAUUGGAACAUAUUGGACAAGUGACAACUGUGGGUGAUCUCAAGGAUAAAUUGCAAGAGGCUGAGGAUGCCAAGGUUUCCGUGGAAGCGGUGCUGCUGGAAAGGAAUUCCCUACUACAAGAAGCCUGCGAAGAAUGGGAUCAAUGUGAACGCAAAAUCAAGGACAUACGCAGCUGGAUAGACAAAACGAAGCAAGCAUUGGAUUCGCCACAGCACAAGAAGAAACCGCUGCGCGAUCAAUUGGGCUACUGCGAGAAAACGCUGGCGGAUAUUAAUGUACAGAAGACCAAAUUACGCCUUUCUAUCGAAAAAUUGGAGGUGCACUUCCGCAAUGGUAUGGGUGGCGAUCCGCGCCUAAGCGAAAAUGUCGAUGAUCUAUUGAAAAUCUUGGACGGACUGGCGGAAUUGGUACGCACCAAAACCACUAGUCUCGAAGAGACGCUCAAUCAGAUCGAUAUCUAUCAGCAACAGAUGCAAACAUUGCGUCAAAAGAUCAUACAAGAGGAACAACAAUUGCGGCUCGUAAUGGCGCCCACGUAUCUGCCACACGAUCGUGAGCGUGCAUUAGCAGAGCAACAGGAGUUAACGCACGAUAUCGAAGAUUUACUGCAAUCCCUGUCGACGGUCGAAGAUGGCAUUGGCAAUUUGCCCAGCGCAAGUUUGGAUGGUAUGCUGCAAGGAUUGAAGCUAAUCCAAGAGAAUCUGGAAUACCAGGAGAAGGAGGCAAUACGCUUACAAGAAAUCAGUCAGACGCUACCCACAGACCCGGCAACAGAGCGAACACUCAACGAGAUCAAGGAUCGCAUCGAUCUUUUGUUGCGACGCACACAGCAAGGCAUCACAAUGAUUGCGAACGCCAUGCAUGGACAGAAGAAGCGCGAGGAGGAGCUCAACGAAUACCAAAUGCAUUUGAUCGCCCUACAAGAAUGGAUUAUGGAAGUAUCACAACAGCUGAAGGACCUCGAGCCCACACCUGAAGUCGCCGAAGAUGAGGAGCAGCUCAAAGCACAAGCCGAACGCAGCCAACAGCUGCUACGUACACUCAAGGAUAAGCAGCAAUCACUCGAAGAGUUAGUUGAAAAGACACGCCUGCUGCAGCAGCAUGAAGAUGUUGCGCCCAUGGCCUGCGAUCUGAUGGAUCAACUCGAGCAUAUUAUAACGCUGCUGCGCGAACAAAUCACUGUAGCCACUACGCGCAUUUACACGAUCGAAAAGACAAUUGUGGAGCUGCGUAAGUCUAGACAGGAGGAUGAGCAUCGCAAGCGCGUUGCUGCCGAAGCAUUGAUACAGCCACCGACUAGCGUGGCUGCCGAAGCAUCAUUGAUACAGCCAGCGACCAGCGCGCCAGCGUCGAUUACAUCGAAUGCUAGCACAAUUGAUUCCGCACCAAUGCCAGAGGAGGAGGUGAAACCACUCACCGCUGCUGGCGCACAGGUACAAGCAGUAGAAACUCAAACGUCCGAAAGUCUUGCCGUGCCACAGGCACAACCACAGGAGCCGCCACAGCCACAACCUAUUGUAGAGACACACACUGUAGAAGCGCAAACUAGUUUGGUCGAACCUGUUGCGCCAUUGGCUCCUUUUGUCGAAACUAUUGAAACUGCCAUGCAGACGCAGAAGGAGCGUAAGCCCACCGAGAACAUUCUGGUCACAUCAACAAUACAAGCGGGACAGGAGACUAUACAAAUCGAUACCAUACCGAAUAAGGAGAUACCCGAAGUACCAGACGAUGUUGAAAUUGAAGCACGUUAUCACCAACAGCCGCAAGGUGACGUCGAUCGCGCCACCGAGUUGGUGUUGAAGAAUGUGCCACAAGCCUUCGAGACUACCUUUGUUGAACCCGAUCAGACAACCACUGAAGUAGUGGUAGAUGCGGAUGGCACCAAACACAUCAUAGUGAAGAAAGUGACGCGCACGCGCCAACAAGUGGUGCAGCAUCAGCAAAUCAGCUCAAUUGCAACGGUUACCGAUGCCGAAGGCAACAUCCAGGUGCAAUCCACCGGUCAACUGAAUCUCGAAAAUGUGCAUACCGCAGAUACCAGCGGCGAUGAUCAGCGCGGCUAUCAGACAGUGGUAACGCAACAGACACGCGGCACUGUAGUCGACGGAUCUGAUCCGAAUGCGAUUAUCGUUAAGGAGUUCGAGACCGAACCAACAGUGGAGCGGUACGAGCAAUUGCAAAUGCCUGAGGGUCAAACUGAUAUUGUCACUGUCACCACGGAGGGACCCGCGACUACAGCCACCACGCAAAGCAGCAUACGCGCCGUUGUGCACCAAGUUACGCGUAAGAUUAUACGCAAGACGCGCAAAAUUAUUAAACGUAUUGUGGUGAUCGAUGGUGUUGAGCAUGUCACCGAAGAGGUGGUCGAAGAGCCAGAAGAGAUUGAAGUUAGCGAGGAGGAGCUGCCGCCGCAAGUGAAUGUGAACAUCAUACGCACUGUUAACGGUAAGGUGGUAACCGAGGAAGAAUUCGAACGGCUGACAAAAGAACCCGGCGUUGUAAUUGAAGAGGUUUCUACAGAUUUAUUAGAACCGACAGUGUCAUCACCGCCGCCAAGCGAACCCGUUGAAGUCGAAGCUGUGCCGACGGUGACAGACGCGGUGCAGCCGCCACAGGUAUUUGACAUUGAAACUUCUACCAUCACUACAACAACAACACCACAAACACAACCAACAACAACCAGUAUUAUAACUACAAGUACAACAGAAAGAACAAAAACAACAACAUCAACAGACCAAGCACCAGUAGAAUUUGUUGAUUUGCCAGCACCAAAAGUAGUUGAACAAAGAAUCAUUGAAACCGUAGAAGCUACUAGCACUAGCCCCGUUAAUAUUCCAGCGGAUUUAAGUACAACGCCACACGACGAAGAGCAGAUAGUAGUAGUCGAAGAGACGAUUACACCAAGCGUACAGACUACUGAACCCGUUAAAGCUAUAGAAAAUGUAAGUGAUAUUUGGCCCAGAGAGCAUCAUUUGAUACCAACAGAUAUCGAAUUUUCACAUCACGUCGACGAGCCAGCCAAACCGGCUCACGAUGUGAUAGUAACAAGCGAUUCAAAGCCAGUGGAGACAGUUUGGCCAAUUGACGAAGAAACUGGUUAUCCGGUUUCGCUGGAGGAAUAUAAAUUUGAAAAGUUGGUGGAGCCAAAACCGCAGCCGAUAGCGAGCGAGCCCACUGGGAAAUCGCAAGUGGUUACAACAACAACUACAACUGUCACAACCACAGAAAAAGUGGCGCCUGAAGUAACUCAUGAAGUGAGUGAGACAACUGAGGAACCAGCAUCAGCAGUACCAAUGCCACCAUUGGCGUCAUUCAAAGAACCCGAAGAAGACGAAGAAGAAACUGCAAUAGAAACCUCAGUAACAAUAUCGCAAUUGCCUACACUUGCGCCUGAAACUCAAGUAUUAGCUCCCACACCCGUCGGCGAGCCAGAAGUUUGGCCAACAGAAGUUCAGGCGGUAGCUCCUAAGACACCCGAACCAGCAGUAUUAGCACCAGAGAUGCCUUUGCCUACAGAAAUAAUCAGCGUAGACGAGGUUACGGUAGUAGAACCUACAGCCGAGUUGGUCACUGAAGUGACUACUGUAAAAUCAGAGAAAAUCACUACACCUCCACUCGCAGCGGAACCACAAUCACUCACUUCUACCGAGACUGGCACAGCUACGCCACCGGAGGACAAGUUCCUGCAAGCUGCACUUGCACCUACACCUGCUGAUACGAAAUCCAAAAUCGACAUACGCGCUGCCACACAACUUUUCAUUUCUGGUGAAGUAUUGGCCACUGACAGCGAUUCGCCACGCAAGUCGUUCACCGUAACAGCGCCCUCUAUCGAGCAAACUGGCAGCGGUGUUUUGAAAGUUGUUAUGACACCCGAGGAAGACAUUGAUCCCAAUCAAUUGCCGCCGAAAGUAACCAUGACAAUUGUUGAGACUACAACGGUGACGGAGACAGAGCGCGAAGACACCACGUCACGCGGCGAUGAGUUGAAUAUCGCACCCGGCGAUACCAAGCGAAGUCGCAAGAAAAAGAAAAGAAAGGAAGAAGUCGCGCCUGGACCUGAACAAAGCGAAGAAGAGCCCAAGGUCGAGGAACCUGAAGUGCCAGUAUCAAGAGUUUCAGUAUCCGAAAUCGAUAUUGAAUCUCCACAUGAAACCGGCUAUGAAGCAGAUGACAAAACUCUGGAUGAUGGCGAUACGGACGAUGGCAAGAAGAAGCGCCGCAAGAAGAAGAAGCAAAAGGUCAAGGCACGCGAAGAUGAAGAAUCGCAUGUGCCAUCCUCAGAGGCGACGCCACGCGACAUUGAAUCGCCCAGCUUAGAGUCCGAAGGUAAAGUCAAGCACGAGGCAAUCACUGAAAUUAGUCCUGAGAGUGAAGCUACUAGCAUUGAAGUAGAUACUUCAGUAAAAGUGGUCGAAGAAGCCGUUGUGACGCCUGAUUCCGAGUCACCACGUGAGCCCUUCACGGAGCUGGUCAUACCUACAGAAGUAAUAGAAAUCGCCUACGUAGAAGAUGAGCAGCAGCAGACAACGCCACGUGAAGAAGCACCUGCGCCUGCGCCGGUGCUUGAGAAGCCCAUAACAGAGUUGAAGUCUUCUCAGACAACACCGGAGCACAAACCAAAGCAUGAAGAAAUAUCAAUGCAAACCAGUAUUGAAAUCGCGCCUGAAAUACAAGACACCGAGGCGCAAACAAUAACAGUGGAGGUGACGGAAACGGAAAUUCAGACAACACCACGCACUGAAGAGACAGUCGCGCAGAUAGUGGCAGAGCCGAAGGAAACUGAGGAAGAAGCAGUGCAAACUGACGUGGCGUAUGAAGAGCCUGUACCUCCAGCAGAAGUGCCAAUAAAGCCCGAAACUACUGAAAUAUCGAGUCAAACAAUUGUUGUUACCACAAUUGAAAAAGAGCUACAGACCACGCCUAAGGAGUCACCACACACGCCUGAGCCCAGCAGCACAGACAUCAUACAGCCGUUAGUGCAGGAGCUGGUAAAGGAUAUGACUACUGAUCUGCCUGCUGAAAAAGUAGAAAAGUCAGAUCAAGCAAUUGGCACCGAGCCCACAGUUACGCAAGAGAUUCAUGUGCAAACCAUCACACCCGAACCGGUGGAGCAUGUUAGGCCAGCCAGUACACCCGAACCCGUGAUCGAAGAAUUUAUUGAACCGGUGCAAGUGGUGAAGGCACCCGCAGAACAGCGCGACCAGCACACGACCACCUUUGAGUUGACUCAAUUUGUAGACUCAACUUCGCAGACUACACCACGUCACGAACCGAAACCGCAACCGCAAGAGGUGGAGCAGCCAACAGCGGUAGAGCGGCCUGUGGUGGUGGAACAGCCAGAAUCGUUGGAGCAACCAGCAUCCUUGGAGCCACUAACAUUAACGGAAGAUAUAUCAUCAACACUGACUUCCAUAUCCGAGCCCUACAACAUAGAAAUACAGACCUCUGUGGCAAUACCACCCGACACAGAUAACUCUGAAAUGGAGCCUGUUGUAUAUGAACAUACACAAACCAUUGAAUUGCCCAAGCGUGAUAAAAAGAAGAAAGAUAAGAAAAAGAAGAAAAAGCAUGCGCCACAAGAGGAUGAGGAAUCGCUGUCCGAACAGCUACCCGAAGUAAAUGUUAAUAUUGAAAUAGCAAAUGACAUGGUACCUGAAGCGGGCGUCGUGGUUACCACCACUCAACAUGUGUCAGAGCCUGUUCAAGCGGCCGACGACAAAACAACGCCUGAUGUAGAAAAGAAGCCCCAAUUGGUGCAGCUGCAAAUCACUAAAACUACAGUUUACGAGGAGUUCCCCGAUAUGCAGUUGCAAAUUAGCGAGCAAAGUAAGGUCAAUGUGUCCGGCCAACAGGCUGGCAAACCGCGUUCUAGACCCACUUCUACGGUCAUGAUUGAGGAAGUCGGUUCACCGACCGAGGAGCUAGUUGUACCCAUUACGCCAGGUCCAGACAAGGAAAUUCCCGAAAGCACGGCUGACAGCAUUUGGUUAACCGCAACAUCCGCUGCCAUUGACGUGGAUAAGACGCCGAAAGACGCUUCCCAGGCAAUGAUUAUGUCCGAAAGUCUGCAACACUAUCCCGGCCCACAGGUGCAAUCAAAACCAGUUGAUGUUUGGGCGGAAACGAAACAGGUGAUAGGCGGACGCAUAAGAUGCUUGAAAGAGUCUACGCCAGAGCAUACGCCACUCAGCAAUGUCCUACAUUUGGCUACGCUUUCCGACAGAAUAAAAGAUGUACCCGUCGAGGUGCGCGCGCAGGAAGUCAAUCAAGGCUUGCAUGAUUUGGAAGACGCCGUGAAGCAUGGUGAUCGCACUGUGAUCGAAACCACGGUCAUAACUGUAAUUGAAAAGGUAUCAACAUGGCUGGAAACCAUUGAAUAUCGCGUCUAUUUGAUCAGACAGAACUCCGAUGAGGGUCCAUCUGAGGAAAAGUUGGACAAUUAUAAUCAACUGAACGAUGAGCUCAGCACCAUUAAGACAAACGUCAACACACUGGAAACGCAGCUAGAGAAGGCUGAUCACUUGACCGGCCCUGAGGUGCAGCAAUGCGUGGAUGCGCUCAAGGAGCACGUCGAUGCUGUGCAAGGCAUAACCAAAGACAACCAGGCGCAAGAUUCUAAGGAGUUGGAGAAGUGGAACAACUUCGUUGUGUUGAUACAUCGUAGCACCACAAUUUUGGAAGAACUACAGGAGCGUUACGACACCAUCGUGGCGCAAGAUCUAACGCUGAAUGCGAAACUGCGCAGCCUUGACGAUUUGGAGGCACAAAAUGCGGACGUACAAAGUAGCAUCGCAGAGUUGACGCACAGCGCACGCGCAUUCCAACGCAACUUCCCUGGCAAAAAAGUACCGCAAGACCUUUACAAUUCUUACGAAGUGUGCAAGAAUAUCGAAAACAACAUACUUGCUGAGCGCGAUCGCUUACUACAGUUGCAGUCGCUAGGCGAAGAGUACGAGCAGACGCUCAAGGAGUUCACAAACAUCACUGUGCUGGCCGAUAAAAUGGUUGAAAGUCCCAUUAUUUCCAGCUCAUUGGAACAACUCAACAACGAAGUGCAGAAACAUCGCAAAUUCUUUGUCAACUUGAGUCAUUGCCGCGCAAUGCUGGAGUCGCUGGAAGAGAAUAUCGACUCCGAAACGCGCGAGAAGCAUGCCGAGUUGCAUAAAGAUCUCUACAAUCGCGCAACUGUGCUGUUGGAGAAAGCCUCCGAGCGCUCAUCGAAAUUGGUGCAAGCUGCUUCGCGCUGGACUGUGUUGGAGAAGGGCAUGAAGGAUGAAUUGCAAUGGCUGCAUGUUGCACAGCAGCGUGUACCUGAUUUGUCCGCUGUAACUUCGGCUGAUUACGAUCAAUACACAACACUCUACCAGUCACUUAGCACCGAUAUCUCGCAUCACUAUCUAAAAAUGACACAACUAUCGAAUAUUGCGAACAAAUUACAAGACCUCGUGCAAUCGCCUAAUCUGGUCGAGGAGACUAAUGAAGCGCUCAUUGUGCUAUUGAAAUUGCGUGAAGAAGUCUCUUUGUACCUGCAUCGUCUGCUCGUCUUCAAAGAGAUCUGGGCGCAGUAUGAAAACCAAACCGACAAAAUCGAAGCAUUUGUGCGCGAGGCUGAAAGGGAAUUGCGCCAAAUUCAUAUACCCGAAGAUCCGCUGGAGCAACCUAUCGAACAUAUGCGCCAGUUCUGGGAGAUGAAAGCGCAUUUCGAAGUGCACAACAAUGUACGCAACUUGGCUGGACAUAGUUUCGAAAAGGCGCUGCAAGUCAUACCGCUCGCUGAUGAGAUGCUGCAACGCCAAUUUCACGCGCAGCUCGAAGAACGCUGGCAAAAUAUUGCUACGUCGAUCGAGCGCAUACAAAGCAACAUUGUCAACAGCCUCGCCUCGCAAGAUGUGCCAGCCGAAGAUAAAUUAAAGUUGGUGGAACGUGAGCUGCAAGAAAUCUACCUCACCAUGACCAGCAUCAAGGGCGUCAUCAAGAACGAGGAGGAGCUGUGUCUCUACAUCGAACGAAUUCAAGUAUUACGCACGCGUGUUGGCUUCAUUGGCAACGAAUUGGGACGCAUUGGUCUGCAAGAUCCCGCCAUUGAACCAGAGAAGGUGGGUGAACUCUUCGCGCUCUCACACAAAAUCAACACACAGAUUGCCGAAGAAUUGGAGGGUGCCUCCGUGCUGCGCGAACAGCUGCGCGCCAUACAAGACGGCAUACAGAAUUUGCGUAAACAUCAAACAAAACUUUCCGUCAUACUGGAUGAAUGUGAAAACGCUGAAAAAUUGAGCAGCGAAGCAAUAGAGAAGGCGGUAAACGACUGUCAGGCGGUGGGUGAAGAUCUCAUCGGCAACUGGCAAGAAAUCAUGCGUCUCCGUCAAAUGUUGCAUACGCUGCCAAUGCGCUUGAAAAUGUCUGUGUCACCAGUGAAACUGGAGCGUGACAUAUCGCAGCUACAAGACGAUCAUGCUUUCUUGGAGAGCAAAUGCACGAACAUUUUGGGUAUACUAAGAAAUCGUUUGGCGUUGUGGACGCGCUAUGAGCGGCAAUUGGAGAUGGUGCACGAUUCGGUGCAAGAGACAGACUUUAUGAUGGAACUGUUGAAGGUGCACGGCCAGGUGGACUAUGAGCGACUACGCAAGGCCACUGAACGGCUAGAGGGUCUUGCUGGUGAUUUGCAAAAUCGUGAAACACUCUUGGACGACUUAAAGUCCUCGGCUAAGCCCCUUAUCGAGACGUGCGAUGUGCAAAUUGUCGAACAAAUCGAAUCGGCCGUACAGGAAGCGGUUGUAGCUUGGAAUGAUACUUCAGAUAAUUUACAACAAUUAUGUACGCGUUAUCAACGCGCCGUUGAAUUGUGGGAGAAAUAUCGUAACGCAUCGGCCGCUGUACGCAAUUACGUUGAACAGCAAAUGGAUGCGGUGAAGAAUUUGGAACAACCACUGGAGACGUUGCAAAAUGCGAAGGUUUGCCAGGAUAAUUUGAAUUCACAAACGGAUCGCUUGUCCGAGCUGCGCGAUAUCGUUACGAAAAUAGCCGCUGAUAUUGGUUUGGAUGCCUCUGGCCUUAUGCAAGGUGAAUUGGAUGCUUUAGGCCAACGCUUGCAAGAUUGCAAGGAGGCCAUUACCACAUUGGCGAAUGUGGCGGAAGCCAAGGAUAAAGAACGCAAGGCAAUCGAGGAGAAUGUGCAACAAACAAAAACGUACUUGAAUAAUGUGCAGAAGGACGUUGAUCGGCAGGCACAGGCCGCAGUUGCCGGCGUGCCCAGUGAAGAGCAGUUGGCGGCAUUGCGCGCACAUCUGGAAACAUUGGCGCGCACCGAGGAAGAGCUGAAGCAGUUGCACGAACGAAAUAUAGAAAAUACAGCAACCGAACGCGGCAGCAGCAGCAGCAGCAGCAAUGACGAUGACAACACCAUUAUUGAAGUGCUAGAGCUGUGGCAGAAGAUCUUCCAGGAAACUUUCCAGGAGUAUCAUCGCUUAUCCACAAGGCUGCUACGCAGUCAAAAUAGCACAGAAGCGCUGAAGCUGUGGCGUCAAUACCUGCAACACGUACAGCAAUUCCUUGCAUGCAACAUACCCGAGGACUACACCAGUCUCAAGGAACAGCAACAUCUGUGUGAGAUACAUCAGAACCUGCUUAUCUCACAGCAAAAUGUGCUGGCCACGCACACCGAAGCCGAGCAGCAACUCGAACCGGCGCUCGCCGAACAAUUCAAGCUGCUAACGAAUAUGCAUAAUGAAACGCUGUCACGUAUUAUGCAGCGCAAUAGUGAAUUGGAACGGCGCAUGGCCGCUUGGAAUGCAUAUCGCACCGAUUUGGCUGCGCUGCUGGAAUGGCUGAAGGAGCGCGAAAAGGAACGUACGCGCUUGCAGCUGCGCUAUAUACAUUUGAAGCGCGUACCGCGGCUCAAACAGCGUUUGGAAGAGUUGCUGCAGCAGUUGCCGGCAGGUGAAGGGAUGUUGGCGGAAUUGAAGGAGCAGCAGGCGAAUUUAUUGCGCUUCUGUGAUGACGCGCUCGCUACCUCCAUACGCAUGGAACAGUCGAGCGUGGCGCAGCGCAUAAACAAUUUGAAGGCCGCGCUUGAGACAUGGUUCGGUUUUCUGGUGAAAAUUUCCAAGUUGGCGAGUUCGUAUGAGCAGCGCGUUGCGCAACUCGAUGCUGAAUUUGAUAAAAUCCAACAGCUGGUUGCCGAUACUAAUGCGUCAUUGCCCACUAGCUCGAGCGCCAUCCAAGAAUGCCUUAGCAAGCUGCGCGCACAGCAAGUGCACCUAUCGACGCUCACGCAAGAACUCGAGGGACUCAAUGUAAUGCAAGAGGAGCUCAAGGAAUGCAUUAGCCCGCACGAUAUGAAAGCCAUACGGCAAAAGGUUUGGCUGCACUGGCAGCAACAUGCCGAUCUCGAGUACCAGCUGUCAACCUUGAUUAACUCCAUCGAGGAGCGUUUGUCCUUGCAUGCGCUCUUCAAUACCCGCUACGAACGGCUGGCGCAUUGGCUGAGCGGACUAGAACACCGCGUUGAGCGCGAUUCCGAUAUUUCAGCAAUCGCUAACCCGGAAGAUGCAGCGCGUCAAUUGGAUAAACAAGUCACUGCCGAGCUGCAGUUACGCGAGAAGGAUCGCGAAUGGUUGCUCUCAACGGGACGCGAACUGAUUUCACUAUACACGGAUAAUUCGCAGAAUGCAGAAGCCAUACGCAUGGAAGUGCAAGAAAAAUCCGAUAUGUUCAUCGAUCGCUGGGAGCGUCUGAAGUACCUGAGCAAGCAGCGCGCCAAUAAGAUUGGCGAUUUAAAGAUGACGCUGCAGCGCCUGGAAGAACGCAUUGCCUUAAUACGCGCCUGGAUGUUUGAAGUUGAGACCGAAUUAGACAAGCCGCUCACCUUCGACUCGUACACACCGCCAGUGAUAGAAGCGAAGCUGAAAGAGCACGAGAAGAUACAACGCUCUAUUGAGAAUCACAGCAGUAAUGUGGGUGAGGUGCUCAAUUUGGUUGAAAUGCUCCUAAACGACGCGGACACUUGGCGCUCGCAUGUGAACACCUCGAAUUUAGGCGUCUCAGCGCAGAAUCUUGAAAAGCGCUGGAAGAAUGUAUGUCAGCAAUCGGCCGAACGCAAGCAGCGCAUACUCACCACGUGGAAUUUGUUGCAGCAACUGAUCAAAUUCACUACCGAGUACAAGACCUGGCUGAGCAAGCAAGAGUCGGACAUAGCUGGCUUCGAGCGCGAUCUCUCGUCACUGACCAAGGAGGAGGCAGCUGCGCGCCAGAAAGCCGUCGAAGCCAAGUUGGCUGAGCUGGAGACGCAAGAAGCGCCACUCAACCAACUCGUGCACACUUACGGCAAGCUGAUGAUGAGCGCCGGCAUCGACCCUGAGAACAUACAGAAUCUCACAAUGCCUACGAAGGUAAUGCUGGCAAAGUGGCGCCAAUUGGGUCCACGCUGUCAUGCCGUUAUUGAUGUCAUCGAUAAAGAUGUGAAACUUCGCCGCGAUUUCGAGAAAGCGCAACAGGAGGCAGUACAAACGCUGGCGGGUAUUCAAAGUGAACUCGAGCGGCUGCAGAAGCAACAGCCGAAGACACCUGCGGAGGCACAAGCUGCGCUUAAGCGUAUCGAAAGCCUCGAGGCUAGGUUGAACCAAGCCACCGAUAAGGUUGAAAGCGCCGACAAACUGGGUGCAGAAACUAAAACUAAGGCGAAGCAAGACGAGCUCACGCGCAUUGUCACGCUCAUUACACAGUAUACGACAAUUUGGCGUGAGCUACAAACACGCAUUGUCACAAUCAAAACCGAAUGGACUGCAAAGGCUGCUGCGGCAACCGCUGCUGCCGCUGGUGCUGCCGCGGAGGCGGUCAUUUCGGCGACGCGCAUCUCAGAGGCCGACGCCGGCGUGCAGGUGAAUACUUUGUCGCAGCGUAAACUGCGCAAGGCGCCAAUGCAACGCGAAACCUCGAUUACGGCCAAGGAUGCUUAUAUUAUGGAGCUGGACACAGCGAUCAAGGAGUGCCAAACCAAUCUGGAUGAGCUGCAACGCACCAUCUGCGACAAGACACGCAAACCGGGUCCACAAAAGAUGUCGAAACUCAUCGGCAAUGCGCAAUCGUCCACCGAGCUAGUCAAGCAUUUGAGUCAGCUGCUGCUGAGCGAAUGUCAAGCAAACGACAAGGAGGCGCAGGUCGAGACGGUAGCUGAAUUGUCAUUGCGCUUUGACACAUUACUCUCGCAGUGGAAGACGCGUCAACAGCAAGACCAGAAAUCAAGAAGCGCGCUUCCUGCUGCUUACAAACUGACCUGUCCACAUGAGGUCGGUCGCCUGACAUGCCCGCUCUGCACGCAACGCAAUUGGCAACAGAUUGACAACGAUUUGUGGCGACUGGAGCAGUGGUUGCAAUUUGCCGAAGGCACACAAAACGCACAAACCUCACCGCCCUCAAAUAUCGAACUGCUCGAAGAUGUCGUGCAAGAUCACCGUGAAUUCCUGCUCGAUCUGGAAAGUCACAAAUCGAUUGUGAUGAGUUUGAAUGUUGUCGGCGAUCAUUUGGCCACACACACACUGGACACUGAAAAGGCGCGUCAACUACGCGAUCGUCUCGAAGCCGAUAACGAACGCUGGAAUGAAGUUUGUAUUAGAGCCACCAAAUGGCAGGGUCUGUUGCAAACUGCCCUAAUGGGCAACAGUGAAUUCCAUCAGAUAAUCGAUGAAUUGUGCGCUUGGUUGCAACAGACCGAACAGAAUAUUAAAUCUUCAGAGCCCGUGGAUUUGACUGAAGAACGUAGCGUAUUGGAGGCGAAAUUCCGCAAAUUCAAGGAAUUACGCUCCGAAUUGGAACGCUGCGAGCCGCGUGUGAUGAGUCUGCAAGAUGCUGCCGAUCAGCUGUUGAGAACUGUGGAUGAGGCGAGCUCGGAAUCCACGCACACCUAUGCAAGAACCCUUUCCAGGCUGACAGAUUUGCGGUUGCGUUUACAAUCGUUGCGUCGCCUCUCCGGCAUCUAUAUUGUAAAGUUGGGCGCUGUGCUUGGCUAUGAUGGUGAUAAUAUGGGCGUGUCGCUGCAUAUAUUGUCGUCAGAGCUUUUGGAUCAAACUACAUUACCCUCUACAUCUUCUUCUAUGCAGGCUGCCGCACCGUACACUGAUAAUGCAAACGGCACCACCAACGCCACCGAUGCCGAUGCUGUCGAUGGCGAUGCCAUCAACACCACCGUACUUGCGCGCGGUGCACGCUUCCUCGGACGUGUUGCACGUGCCUCGUUGCCCAUACAAGCGCUCAUGUUGCUGUUGUUGGGUGUUGCCACACUUGUGCCCCACGGUGAAGAUUAUACCUGCAUGUUUUCGAAUUCAUUUGCGCGUAGCCUAGAACCGAUGUUGUCAUACCCAAAUGGACCGCCACCAACGUAGUAGUGGUUGAUGAAGAAACAAACGAAAAUAAAGGUUAAAAAAUCAUACAUAAUAACUUAAAGUUAAAACGAACAAGAAAUAGUAUAUAAGAAAAGUAAGAUUUGUAUAUAAAAAAAAUAAAUACAACUUGUAAUAUGAUUACAGCCAAAAUCAGUUGGUUGCAGUUGCAGUUGCUGAAGAAAGUUUUGAAAAAUAUAAAAAAAAAAAAUUUGACGCUGUAGUUGUACGCUUGCGUGAAAUUGUUGCUGACUUGUGUAAUGAAUUUGUAUUAAAAAAAAAAAACACACACACACAAACGAAUUAAGCAAAAAUUAUUGCCUUUGCUUGUAAUUGUACAAUAACAAAUGUGAAAACCAAUCCUACUUUCUAUAACCAUAAACUUGUAUUGUACUUAGUGCAUUAUAUAAAGUUGAUUGUAGUUGCGCAUGCGCACUUGCCGAUAGUUAUUUCCCCACAAUAGUUGCAAACAUUUGAUAGCCCAUAGAUAGCGCUUAUGGAAUAUGUGAAAAACGAGAUGAAAAAAAGACCAAGAAAAGAUUAAAAAAAAAAAAAAAAUAAUAUUAGGGAAAAGAAUGUUAACGAAAUGGCGGCGAAUGAAAUUAGUAUAACGAAAAUAUUUAUGCAGAAAGCAAAUGAAACCAGUGAACUUUUGUAGCUCGUAGCGCUCAUAGCGAUACCGUAAAAUAAACAAUCGUUUCAAAAAAAAAAAAUGAGCGCGACAAAAUAGCAAACAAUUUAGUAUGUAAGCUUGUAAGAGAAAAUGAAAAAAACAAAAACAAAAACAAAUUACGAUACGCACAUAUAACACGAAAAAUAGUAUAGCAAAACAAAUUUUUUUGAUAUUUUCAGUAUGUAGAAAAGGAAAAUUUUAGGAAAACAAAAGUAAUUUAGCAGCUGCCAAUGAAAUUUUUUUGCGCUAUGCUUUGUAUUAAGCGAAUUUCGUGGAACAUUUUUGUGUAGUGCAAGGCAUAGCACCAAAAGAGAAAAGAAGCAUAAUGAAAAGGCCAACAGAUGACAGCACAAAUACACAUGUAGAAAGCCGAAAUCCUUACUCAUAGCAGAACAGCAGAAAUAAAAAUAAAAAUAAAAUAAAACUCUCCAAAAUUUAAAUUUUCAAACAGCCACAACCGAAUUGUGAAAAUUUAACUCAAAUUGUUUUUAUAAACAAAAAAAACUCAUGACCCAAAAAAUUGACAAUUUUAAAAAUGUGAAACGCCCAUAUUUUUACAUAACCUCAUCUCCCAAAUAAAGUGGUUUUGCGCAAAAUCGGGGCAUUUACAUUUUCAAAAUUUUCAUAAAACCAAAAAAAAAAUGGCCAACGUUGCGCAGCCUGUUUGCACACACUCAAACAAAAAUCUCUCCAAAUGUUUGUUUUGGUUGUUGCUUGCGCAAAAUGACUUGCAGCAACGUUGGCACACACACACACACAAACCACGCAGUACUGCAUAACGAAACAUUUCGCAAAUAAAAAAACAUUCCCAAAACAGGCAUUACCAUAGUUGCAUACAUAUUUUUGUUGAAACGAAAAUUUUUUUAAAAAUACGCUUUUCGAAAAAAAUAGUAGUAAUAAAUAUUAAAAAAAAAAAACAAAAACGAAAAGCUGUCGCUGCUGGCCACUUGAUUUAUGUGCACGCUUUCUUUCGCUUGUUGUGCAGCUGCUAAAACGAAAGCAGCAAGAGUGUCCUAUGCUGGUGCUUAACCGAAAUUGAUGAAAAACCCCAUUAAUUUCUUUUUGCAAAGAAACAAGCAAAAAAUAAAACAAACAAAAAAUAAAACGAACGACGAAGUAAAAUAUUCAUUUAAAUGCGUUGAAGAAAAGCAAACAAAAAUGCAAGAAAAUGUAAAAAAAAAAAUUUAAGAAAAUUUCAAAAAAAUUUAAAAACUGCACGCGCACUUUUUGGCGUUUGUGUAAAAGAAUUUUGUUUUUGCCAGAAUCCAUCCAAAUUAGUUUAUACAUGCAACAUGCAUGCAUACAUAUAAUUAUUAUCUAUGUUACUAUAAAUAUUUAUUUUCUUUUUUUGGCAUACAUUUUACAUACAUACGCUUCACCUACAUAUGUAGCUACAUACGCUAAUUUUCUAUAAGUACCUAAAACGCAAAAUGCAAAAGUUAUCGUGUUAUGAACAACUAUAAACUAUUUAUUCAUUUUUCUAUGAAUUAACGCAUAAACAUUUAUGUAUGCAUGCAAAAAAAAACAACAAAAACAAGUUAUGAUAUUAUUGAUAAUUGUUUAAUUGCCUAUUGCUUUGUUACUUUUUUCAUAGACAUUAAAUACAACAAGAAAAAUUUGCCUUUAUUAUUGUAAAAAAA
Molecule: messenger RNA, 41552 nt
Organism: Rhagoletis zephyria (snowberry fruit fly)
Lineage: Eukaryota; Metazoa; Arthropoda; Insecta; Diptera; Tephritidae
Gene: Msp300
Product: Muscle-specific protein 300 kDa
Biological process (GO): nuclear migration
Cellular component (GO): nuclear outer membrane; meiotic nuclear membrane microtubule tethering complex; cytoplasm
Molecular function (GO): actin filament binding
Source: RefSeq, a predicted model, not a curated record